GAGUUCAGCGUGCUAGGACUUUGACUUGCAGAAGAUUCGGGAGAGCUAGGGAUAAAGGCUGACCACCAGACUGACAUUGCGAUAUAUGGGGCGACAUUUCAGGCAAACAAGUGACGAAGACCAAACGGAUGAGGUGCUGACAGACUCAGUUGAUUUGUUCGAGGGCGGGGAAGUUGAACAAAGGGAAAACGUGGCCAUCAUUUUCGUGUCCCUCUCGGUAAAUUUGCUUACGUCAUGACCCAUUGAACGACUCUUCGUCCCGUCCGCCAUGUCUGGACGACCACAAGAUGACAGAAACCAAGAGGCGACGGUCUACUUAGGAAACCUGGACGAACGCGUUACAGACGCGAUAGUCUGGGAGCUUAUGCUGCAAGCGGGCCCAGUAGUGAAUGUUCAUCUCCCCAAAGACCGAAUCUCGAUGAGCCACCAGGGCUACGGCUUCUGCGAGUUCCUAACGGAGGAGGAUGCGGAAUAUGCCUGUAAGAUCAUGAAUCAAAUCAAGCUCUGGGGAAAGCCCAUCCGUGUUAACAAGGCCUCUUCGGACAAGAAGCAAUUGGACGUCGGUGCGAACCUGUUCAUCGGCAACCUCGACGAAAAUGUGGACGAGCGACUGCUGUACGACACGUUCAGCGCGUUCGGCAUGAUGGCGACCACGGCGAAGGUCGCCCGCGACCCCGGCACCGGCACCUCCAAGGGCUACGGUUUUGUCUCCUUCACCGACUUUGAGGCCUCGGACGCCGCGAUCGAGGCCAUGAACGGCCAGUUCCUCAUGAACAAGGCCAUCACCGUCCAGUACGCCUUCAAGAAGGACGGCAAGGGCGAGCGGCACGGCACGAGUGCGGAGCGUCUCCUGGCAGCACAAGCGCGGAAGAACAACGCGCUGCCCAUGGGCGCGCGCCCGCCGCCAGGUGCAAUGGGCUUCAACGGGCCGUACCAGGGCCAGUUUGCAGGCGCGCUCGCGGCGCCGCCGCCCCCACCCCCACCUGGGUUCGCCCCGCAGCAGAUCAUGCCGCCGAUGGGGAUGGGGAUGCCGAUGGGCAUGCCCCCGCCAGGGAUGGCGCCGCCUGGUAUGGCGCCGCCAGGGAUGCCACCUGGAAUGGCACCGCCGGGCAUGGGCCCGCCUGGGAUGAUGCCCCCGGGGAUGAUGCCGCCACCACCCCCGCCAAAUAUGCCUGUGUAUGGUGGAUUUGCGCCCCCGCCCCCGCCGGGCUUUGGCGGCCAGAUCCCGCAGAUGGGGCCUCCGAUACACUACCAGUAGGGGGUG
Molecule: messenger RNA, 1264 nt
Organism: Schizophyllum commune H4-8
Lineage: Eukaryota; Fungi; Basidiomycota; Agaricomycetes; Agaricales; Schizophyllaceae
Exons: 5
Coding region: 269-1258 (329 amino acids)
Biological process (GO): positive regulation of mRNA splicing, via spliceosome
Cellular component (GO): nucleolus; U12-type spliceosomal complex
Molecular function (GO): RNA binding
Source: RefSeq, a predicted model, not a curated record